Messenger RNA from Humulus lupulus (European hop), 677 nucleotides. Its product is annotated as homeobox-leucine zipper protein ATHB-40-like. NCBI's taxonomy places the organism in Eukaryota, Viridiplantae, Streptophyta, Magnoliopsida, Rosales, Cannabaceae. Gene Ontology annotation, molecular function: DNA-binding transcription factor activity, RNA polymerase II-specific; sequence-specific DNA binding. Gene Ontology annotation, biological process: positive regulation of DNA-templated transcription. The record is from RefSeq and is a predicted model, not a curated record. The coding region runs from base 43 to 417 and encodes 124 amino acids. The transcript is spliced from 2 exons. Gene Ontology annotation, cellular component: nucleus.
GAGAGAGAGGGAGGGAGGGAGAGAAAGCAGUAGGCGACUGCCAUGAGCAACACAGAAAGAGAAACAAAAGAAACACUACGUGGUACGAAGAACAAAAGUGCCAAGGAAGAGAGUGUUCUGGCCAGAAAGAGAAGGCUGAGGCUGAGUGAGGAACAAGUGAAUUUUCUUGCGAGGAACUUUGAAAGUGAACAGAAGUUGGCGCAAGAAAGGAAGGACCGUUUGGCUUCGGAGUUAGGCAUUGACCCUCGACAAGUCGCUGUUUGGUUCCAAAACCGAAGGGCUCGUUUGAAGGCCAAGAAAUUGGAAGAAGUGUACUCGAGCUUGAAGAAAGUUCAUGAGUCUGUUGUUCAUGACCAACGCCGUCUUGAAUCAGAGGUUCACUCUUCAAGACGAUUACGAUUACGAAAUGGACUCUAGUCCUAAAUGGUGGACUUGCCCUCUGAAUUGUAAACAAAGACGUUUUUAGGGAUGUGGAAAUAGCCGGGAGCGCUCGCCAUUAUCUCCAUCCUCGCGGUCAGACGCGGUAUAGCUUGCAGUAGUUCCUCAACUGUCGAUUCUCCUUCCACGUCAUGUACCAUCUCUAAACGCUCCUUUAGUUCCCCGUCAUCCGUCUUUACUAGCACCAACUCCAGACGAUUGAAUUCGUAAUUUUCCAGAAAAUCGCGAAUCGCAAACUC